Molecule: messenger RNA, 545 nt
Organism: Diuraphis noxia (Russian wheat aphid)
Lineage: Eukaryota; Metazoa; Arthropoda; Insecta; Hemiptera; Aphididae
Product: glyoxalase domain-containing protein 4-like
Source: RefSeq, a predicted model, not a curated record
AUGCGUCAUAUCCAGUGUAACAAUCCAACGGCCGCGGAGAGUCGGUGGCCCCGAAAUGGACAGAUGCUUCGAACUCAACAAAGAGAGCCAAUUAACCAUGCCACCGGAUAUGGAAGAAUAGCAUUUGCAGUUCCUACAUCUGAGUUAAAAAGUUACCAAGAAAAUGCCUUAAAUAAUCAAUAUAAAAUCUUAACUCCUUUUGUAACCUUAGAUACGCCAGGAAAAGCUUCAGUUUCGGUGGUUAUUUUUGCUGAUCCUGAUGGACAUGAAAUAUGUUUUGUUGGAGAUAAAGAAUUUCGUGAGUUAUCUCAGUUUGAUCCAAGUUCUGAAAAGCAAUUAGACAAAUAUAUUGUUAAAGAUGAAGCAAGAAAAUUGAAACAUUAAAUGUUUGUKAUAGCAACAUUUUUUUUUAAAUUUAUGUUUCUAAAUUUGUAUAACCAACAUACAUUUCUAUAGUUUUAUACUUAUAUUGUUGUACAUGAAAUAAUGUUAAAGAUAACGGGUUAACUUAUUUUGAAAAUUAAAUAAUAUUUAUAAUACCCAAU